UGCACUGAAUCCAGUGGCUAUUCACAAGCUCCAGCAACCAGCUGCUGGUGAGGUGGAUUUUCCAGCAUUGCUAGGAGCAGCACAUUUGACAUAUAAUAAAAGAUGGCGCCAAAGCUGGAGAAUGUGACAUUCUUUAAUGGGCAUAAAAUGCCUAUUGUUGGGCUAGGAACAUUUCAGUCGUCUAAAGGUGAAGUUGGACGUGCUGUUGAUAUUGCCUUGGAAACAGGCUACAGGCACAUUGAUACAGCUUACAUGUAUGGAAAUGAAGCAGAAAUAGGGCAAGCUUUAAAGAAAUGGCUUGAUUCGGGGAAACUGAAACGUGAAGAUCUUUUUAUUGUAACUAAGCUUCCACCUGCUGGAAAUCGUGCAGAGUCUGUAGAGAAGUACCUUAAAAAAUCUCUAGAUGCCCUGCAGUUGAGUUACGUUGACUUGUACCUGAUACACCACCCUGUGGGGGUCCAGGAUGUGGGUGGUCAAACUUUACCAAGAGACAAGGAUGGAAAUGUUCUCUUGGACAUGAACACUGACAUCAUCAGCCUGUGGAAGGCAAUGGAAGCUCAAGUGGAUGCCGGCAGAGCUCGUUCAAUCGGGCUGUCAAACUUCAACUCUAGCCAAAUCAAACGCAUCUGGCAGGCUGCCCGCAUCAAGCCAGCCAAUCUGCAGGUGGAGCUGCACAUCUACUUCCAGCAGAGGGAGUUGGCUGCCUUUUGCAAAGCACUCGAUGUGACAGUCUGUGCAUAUGCUCCCUUGGGCUCUCCACAGUUGUCCAACGUAGUCCGUGCAAGAGGAGGUGAUGUUAACAAAUUAGUAAGUGUCAGUCCGAUGAGUGACCCGGUAGUGUCACGUAUUGCAGAGAAGUACAAGAAGACGGCUGCACAAGUAUUGCUCCGGCACAUCAUGCAGCGAGGAAUUGUGGUCAUCCCAAAAAGUGUCAACCCUGACCGCAUCAAACAGAACUUUGAUGUUUUUGAUUUUGAACUGACAGAAGAAGAUAUGGAUGAACUAGAUGCACUUGACAAAGGACCAAAGUCCCGAAUAUUUAAUGAAGUUAUUGCACCAGAACGAGCCAAACACCCAGAGUAUCCAUACCAUCAGAGAUACUGAUAUUUCAGUACUCACAGCACUGGGUAAAAUGUCAGAAGCUCUCUCAGGGAAGUCUCGUGAUAUGCUGGACAGUGGUUUUGGGCCUCCACUUUUGUGAUUGGUGUGUUUCCUGCAAAAAUUUGUAUAAAUACUUAUUUUAAUAACACAUUUUAUAUUCUUGUAGAAAAAAUUACAAACAUAUAUUCUUGGUA
Schistocerca piceifrons (Central American locust) is the source of this 1295-nucleotide messenger RNA. Its product is annotated as 1,5-anhydro-D-fructose reductase-like. NCBI's taxonomy places the organism in Eukaryota, Metazoa, Arthropoda, Insecta, Orthoptera, Acrididae. The transcript has 7 exons. The record is from RefSeq and is a predicted model, not a curated record. Gene Ontology annotation, cellular component: cytosol. The coding region runs from base 103 to 1104 and encodes 333 amino acids. Gene Ontology annotation, molecular function: aldose reductase (NADPH) activity.